Oncorhynchus nerka (sockeye salmon) is the source of this 4945-nucleotide messenger RNA. RefSeq names its product kazrin-like. Gene Ontology annotation, molecular function: protein binding. NCBI's taxonomy places the organism in Eukaryota, Metazoa, Chordata, Actinopteri, Salmoniformes, Salmonidae. The coding region runs from base 632 to 3220 and encodes 862 amino acids. The transcript has 17 exons. The record is from RefSeq and is a predicted model, not a curated record.
CACGCAGGGAGGAAGAGAGAGAGGGGAGGGAGGUGUGACUUUCACCUGCUGGAGAAUCUAGCCUGUGUCUGCUCUGCUCUCUGCCUUCAGCUAUAGAACCUGCUGUCAACCUUGCACAGACAUAGAGCAAGAUCACAGCACUACUGGAACAGCUGCACCCAGGGCUCUCUCUCUGCUGCUUCCUCCAACACUCCGGCACUCUCUCACUCUUAACACACACACUCACAGGCACACACACACUCAGGCACGUCCAGAACUCUACCACGCAAGCGCUCACACACACACUCACGCAGGCACACCCCCUCUCUAUCUGUGCAGUGAGAAGCUCUGCCCGUGUCGGUGUGAGCGGUGGACUGUUUCUCUCUCUGGCGGCAGCAGUACUAGCAGCAGGACUGGUCCAGUGGAGGGCAGUCAACUCGCUCUCUCCAGACUCCAGGACAGCUCACGCUCUGGACUUUGGAAGCCCUCAACAAGCCUCUCUCCCUUUCUUUCUUUCUUUCUUUCUUUUUUUCUUUCUCUUUCUCUCCUCUUUUUGCUUCUCUUUCUUUCCCUUCUCUCUCCGCCUCGACGUGACGCAGUGUUUCUGACCUUCAUCCCCCUCGUGUGCACAGCGUGGGCCAGUGGGACAGCCAUGGAGGACACCCUCACCUGCAGCCCUGCCACCUUCUCCCAGGUGUUCGGACGUCAGGGACAGCUCAUGCAGGCUACGGUCCAGUCCCUGAACAGUCUGAAUGACCAGAUCGUCCACUUCAUGGUGACCAGGCCCGGCACUCUGUCCCGGGAGGGCGAGGCCUUCAUGCCCGGAGAGAGAGACACCUUGAAGAAGUCCAUGGCCCUGAUGAGGCACCUGCUCAUGGACGCACAGGGGAAAAUCCUUAAAAUGAUGGAAGACAACAAGCAGUUGGCUCAUAGGAUCGAUGGGGCCAUCCAGUCUGCCAGUCAGGAGGUGACCAACCUGCGCUCAGAGCUGUCGGCCACCAGCCGUAGACUGGCAGAGCUGGGGGCCAGCAGCCCCCCCUCACCCCUGGAGAACAACCACCAGCAUCACCAGCACAACCACCAUGACAGCCUCCGCUACCAGGAUCAUAGGCAGAAGUCGGUGGUGAGCGAGAUCUGUUACCAGACAGAGAUCUCCAGCCUCAUGGACUUUGGCACCCCAGACUCCUCGCUCGACAAAGUGUUGCUGCGUGAGGAGGUGGCCCAGCUGCAGGAGGAGGUGCACCUGUUGAGGCAGAUGAAGGACAUGUUGAGUAAGGACCUGGAGGAGACCCAGGGCUGCUCCUCUCACCUCCUUUCAGCCACUGAGCUCCGUGUGCAGCUGGGAGACAAGGAGCAGGAGCUGGACCGCGCCAAGGAGGCCUUACAAGCUAUGAAGUCUGACCGUAAGCGUCUGAAGGUGGAGAAGGCCGACUUGGUGAACCAGAUGCAGCAGCUGUACACCACACUGGAGAGCCGGGAGGAGCAGCUCCGAGACUUCAUACGCAACUACGACCAGCACCGUAAGGAGAGUGAGGAUGCUGUGAAGGCCCUGGCAAAGGAGAAGGACCUGCUGGAGAGGGAGAAAUGGGAUCUGAGGAGGCAGACCAAAGAAGCUACAGAACAGGCCUGCAUCCUGCGUUCUCACAUGGACAUGAAGGAGAACCGCAUCAAAGAGCUUGAGGCUGAGCUCACAAUGGCGAAACAGUCCCUGGCCACAUUGACUAAGGAUGUUCCGAAACGCCACUCCCUGGCCAUGCCCUCAGAGCCGGUGGUGAACGGCAGUCAGGAGUGGGCGAUGCAGGGAGACUUGCCCCUCACCGCUGCCAUCCGCCAGAGCCAACAGACCCUCUACCACGGACACACUGUGGACCGCCAGGCGGUGGUCAGGGUCAGUCCCUGUCACUCCCGCCAGCCCUCCAUCAUCUCGGACGCGUCGGCGGCUGACGGGGAUCGGUCGUCCACCCCAAGCGACAUCAACUCCCCCCGCCACCGGACCCACUCCCUCUGCAAUUCUAUGGAGGACCUGGAGGACCAGAAGCGUAAGACAAAGAAGAAGGAGAAGAUGAGUCUGGGCUCCCUGUCCCGGGUGUUUGCUCGGGGAAAGCAGCGCAAGUCAAUGGACCCGGGCCUGUUUGAUGACUCUGACAGCCUCUCCAGCCUAUCAACACAACAACCCAGCCUAUCAGACGGAGAGGAGCAGCUGGACCGCCUCCAGCAGAUGGAGCUCACUCGGAACACACCCAUGUCACUGUGGAAGGCAGGGGCGGUACAAGCCUGGCUGGAGGUUGUCAUGGCAAUGUCCAUGUACCUUCGUGCUUGCUCGGAAAACGUCAAAAGUGGGAAGGUGCUGCUGGGGCUGACAGACGAGGACCUGGAGCUGGGACUGGGCAUCAGUAACCCCAUGCACCGCAGGAAGCUACGCCUCGCCAUCGAGGACUACAGGGAGGCAGAGUCUGGCCAGGGGCUAUCAAAGGCUGCUGAAAUGGACCAUCACUGGGUUGCCAAAUCUUGGUUGAGUGACGUCGGGUUGCCCCAGUAUUCCCAAGCCUUCCAAAGCCAACUGGUGGACGGCCGGGUGCUCAACUCCCUCAGCCGACGAGACCUGGAGAGACUCCUGAACAUCACCACCAACUCCCACCAAACCAGCCUGCUCCUGGCCAUCCAGCUCCUGCAAUUGCUCAACUUCGACAAAGAGGUCCUGGAGGCUCGUCGAGCCCAGUGUGAGCACAAGGACCAGGACCCAGUGGUUUGGACUUGCCACAGAGUCAUAAAGUGGAUCAGAGACAUAGACCUAAAAGAGUAUGCUGACAGUCUUCAUGGCAGGGGAGUCCAUGGUGCUGUGUUGGCUCUGGACCCCUCAUUUGAUGCAGAUGCCAUGGCCAAGGCCCUGGGAAUCCCCAGCCACAAACAUAUGCUUCAUCGGCACAUGUUUGAGGAGAUGAAGGCUCUCUCCAUCCCUGCCAGGCAAACUAGUGUGGAGCAGGAUUGUGAAGUGCCGGGAACGGGAGCCCCACCACAAUCCCCUUCUGCUGUUAGCCGCUAUAACGAGGAGAUAGUGUCUAUGAGACGAAGGUCAGGCAAGAGUCCUCUUCGGUUUAACCCAAAGAUCGCCAUUGGGCGGGGCCUUGGUUACCAUGGCAGCUGUGGAUCUCUGCCCAGAGAGGCACGGGUGCAGGCUGUGCCCAGGACAAAGGGAAGUCCCAUGCACACCUACAAGAAUGUAGAGAUCACCAAUGUCUGAACUGUGCCCUGUGGGGGAUACAGGUGGUUGGCUCCAGGGGAAAAGCAUUCAAUAUCAACAGAAUUGCUGUUUUUUGACCAUCUAAAAUAAAUCCAAAUCUUCGUUUUUGGAAUUGACGAUUUAUUUUCAAUUUCAGAAACAUUUGAUUUAUUGUUCUACAGUAAUAAAUAUCAGUGGACUUAAUGCCUUAUGUUUGAAUAGGAGAAAACUGUAAACACGUAACGUUCAAAGCUCCACUUUGCAGGAAAACUGGUGGCAUAUGUUUCCUUUCAAAGGAUGACCGUCACAAUUGUUCUUUAACAAGGCAUCUCUUGUAACAUACAUGGAGGAACAUGAUGGUAAUAAUGUGUUGGCGCCAUAGCAAAAGUCCAUGGAGGGUGAAAGUGGUCUGUUCCCGUUGCCAUGUCAGGAGGAUGAUCAUUCACGGUGGUCAGGAUCUCUGGAAGGAAGAAGCACGGCUGAUGUCUCGGUCCUUCGACGUCCAUGCCCUGUUCCAUGUAUCUCACUUGCCCGGCCUGGCCGGCCUCCGUGUGAAAGGAAAGAGAUGUUGGCCCGGCCUGCCUGGGUUUCCUGGCUCAAAUCAGUUGCAGAUGUUCACUACUUGGGACCCAUAUCUUCGGGAAAACCGCCAUUCCCUGGGUUCCAUGUAAGUUUAGAAUUACAUUCCCAUAUUGUGAGAGAUAACUGGCCUUGAGUUAAGACAACAGCCAUCAGGAGAAUAAGGUGGGGGGGGGGGGGGUCUGGAAAAUUCCAAAUGCUUAGCAGAGCUUGCAAUUUGUUCAAAUAGCUCAAAUAUGGCCAAGAGGCACAGACUACAGUUUGUUAUGUUUAUCAGAAAUAUAAUACAAUUCCUUGUAAACAUGCUGGAAAAAUUCCUAGAAACUACAGAGGCAACUCAGCUUUUCAUACUGUUGAAUUCAACUCUUUUGUUUGUUAUUUGCAAAGGAGUCUUUCAUUUCAUUGUAAAUAUGGGAAAAAUGUACAUUCUAAUAUUCAAUUCAUAAUAAGAUUUUGCUGUCUCUCAAAGUGAUUACGAUAUUGUAAAUAUUUGUACAGUUUGCAUUACGGAUACUGAAGGUCUAAUGCCCUGGUGUAGAAUGUUUACGUCGGCCAGGAUGUCAAGGGAAAUCUUAUUUGUUUUCUAUCAUCAUUAACUCAGAGUGCACGAGUAUACAGUACAACAGUAGAGCAGUGUAUUUCACCAGAGCAUUCCACAACCAUAUCACACAUUCAAACAGCUGGAGGGGGCAGAGAAACAGAAGAGAACAGGUAUAUCAGCUAUGGCGAUCUCCUACAAAAACCAUCCCCAGCACCCUGGUGAACAUAGUCAGAUAGACAUACAAAGUGGGAACAUUAGACUAGUUCAACUUAGUCACAUGUGGUUGUAAGAUGUGGUUUGAAUAUCAAAGGCUUGUGCGUUACAGAAAAAAGCACACUAAAUUGUUGAUUUGUUAUGGCGUAAAACAGUCUACUUUCACUCAAGCAUACCACAUAAGUAUAGUCAAGACUACUAACAACAGAAAAGAGUGGCAAUUUCCAUUGAAUGAGAAAGAGGUCAGAGUUUAUAUUGUAUUGUUUUCAUAUAGGUGUUUAUGAAGUAAUUAUGUACUGUACAUGUGCCACUGCUGAAAAAAAAAAUGUUUGAAACUGCUGUACAUGAACUACAAUACAUGACUUGUGUUUUGUGUAGGCCUACUCAAUAAUAAAGAUAUAAAUGCUAUCAGA